Molecule: messenger RNA, 327 nt
Organism: Tetrahymena thermophila SB210
Lineage: Eukaryota; Ciliophora; Oligohymenophorea; Hymenostomatida; Tetrahymenidae
Exons: 1
Source: RefSeq, a predicted model, not a curated record
AUGGAAAUGGAAGUUGAAUUCGAUUGCUAUGUAGAUGGUGACACUAGAAACAGAAGAUUUAAAUGCUUGAACUUUAAAAAGAGAGAAAAUGAAAAGGAAAAGCAAGAAAGAGAAUAAAAGAAACUCCAAAGAGAAGAACAAAGAAAGGCUGCCUCAGUUACUGUUAUUAAAACUGAAGCUGAACCUGCUAAGCCUUCUAAAAAUAUUAUUAGCGCUCGUAUGACUAAAGAAGAAAAGAAUAAAAUAUAUGAAUAAGAUAUGGUGGAAAAUAAACCUAAAGGCAAAUAACAUAAGAUGAAAUGCUUUGUGAGUAGUCAUAAAAUUUGA